GAGUUAAUAAGCCCAGUAUGUAAAAGAAUUGCUAUCUUUUCAUUUUUUAUAACAAUUUAUUUUAUUUUUAUUUAUUUAUUUUAUUAUAUCUUUCUUUUGAUGUAAAAUCUGACUCGAUAUUUAAAGUCAACAAUCCAUUUUAUUUGAUCUCUUAGAGUUAUCAAAUAUUAGCACAUAUAAGAUUAAAUACUAUUUAUUCAAAUCAAGCAAUAAAAAAUAAGUUUAUGUUAAACAAAAUUCUGGUUUUUUUUAAAUAUAUUGAGAAAUGAAUGAAAUAACAAUCUAUCUGAAAUAUUAAUAUGUAUAGUAAAAUAAAGCAGAAAUACAUUAAAUUUUUUAUUAUAAAAAAUCUAUUUUUGUAAAAGAUUCUCCUUUUAAACAUCAGACAUACAAGAGGCAGAGCAGAUUGGAAAUUCAAGAAAAUGAUAGCAGAUUUUAAUUUGAUCUUUUAAAUUAAAUGAAGGAAAAGAAUAUAUAAAUACUUUGCAAAGUUUAAUCAGAAAUCAUUAGUUUGAUUUUUAUUUGAUAGCUAUUAGAAACAAAAGAUAUCUUUCAAUUAUCUUUAGUAAAAAAAAUCAUAAGAAUAUGUUAUGUAUUAUAUUUUAGUAUUCAUAAAGUGUCUCUAAGAAUAAAUGUGCAUCUGUAUAUGUAGUUUCUAUUUGUAAACUUAUUCAAACACAUUAUUAUCUAUUUCCUCUAUCUUAUUAUCUUAUGGUAAAAACUAAG
This is a messenger RNA of Tetrahymena thermophila SB210, 726 nucleotides long. RefSeq lists its product as hypothetical. NCBI's taxonomy places the organism in Eukaryota, Ciliophora, Oligohymenophorea, Hymenostomatida, Tetrahymenidae. The transcript has 2 exons. The record is from RefSeq and is a predicted model, not a curated record.